GGAAAAUAACACAAUAUGCCUACCGACCUGGGUGUUAUCAGGUAGAGGAGCGCUGUGGCCGGGCGAGGGAUGUUACGCACUGCUACCUCCGGGCAGACAACUAUCAUGAAUGGACAAUCCCUCAUCGCGCCGUCGCAGGAAGAGGUACCUCCGUAACCUAACCGGUGUCGUACUGUAUCAGGGCAUUUUGUUGCAAGACAUGGCCUAUCCUACCCCGGACUUCGGACAAUCCGGCCCUGUGUUAUGGGUGAAGAUCAUGUCGCUACGUGUGUGUGUGCACGCAUGUAACCUGUCUCGAUAUCGCUGCGAGGCUGGUCUGCUUUGUUGUUGUCUAUGGCAGAGUCAAGUCGUGCUGACAUGGGAGCGAGAUAUAGGCCCCAUCUCCGUCAGCUUUAUUAGUCUGCGUGAUCCCUUCCACCCGCCCCAUCUGCCUGCCUGUCCAUCUAUCCCCAUAGUUAUCUACUUGCUUACAUAUCUCGUCGUAUCCAUCUCUGCAUCUCUCCCUCGGAUCUUGGUACGUGUGAUUUUUAUCUCCUCGGUGCCCCAUCCCAUCUGCUGCCCAGAUAGGGAAGCCCCCUAUCGUCCCAGGGUCCGUCUGUUGUUCCCUAGGCGGUCUAGUCGUCUCACCUCCACAACUACCAUACAUAUACGCACUUAUACACCCGCGCGCACACAUAUAUAUAACAUACGUACCCGAACUCGUCCGGCCCUUUUCUGCCUUCCCUAGUGCCCCUCCUCCCAUCAGAUGCCCAUCGUGUGAUCCCCUCUCCACCGCCUUCUUCUCGACUUAGACAAAUACCGCUCUCCGCUGCCUGUCUCCCAAGCCCGUGGUGCCAAGGUAGUACAGCUCUCGCCCAGACCAAAAGCAAAGGACAAACAGCUUCCAAGAGAAACAAGAAAAGAAGCAAGAUAAGACAGUAGGGGGAACUGGAAACCCCAGCACUCACUCACCCAGACACCCGUCUUGCCCCCCCCCCUUGGUUC
Messenger RNA from Durotheca rogersii, 984 nucleotides. RefSeq lists its product as uncharacterized. The record is from RefSeq and is a predicted model, not a curated record. The transcript is spliced from 2 exons. The coding region runs from base 110 to 727 and encodes 205 amino acids. NCBI's taxonomy places the organism in Eukaryota, Fungi, Ascomycota, Sordariomycetes, Xylariales, Xylariaceae.